This is a messenger RNA of Pediculus humanus corporis (human body louse), 600 nucleotides long. RefSeq lists its product as uncharacterized. The coding region runs from base 1 to 600 and encodes 199 amino acids. The record is from RefSeq and is a predicted model, not a curated record. NCBI's taxonomy places the organism in Eukaryota, Metazoa, Arthropoda, Insecta, Psocodea, Pediculidae. The transcript is spliced from 4 exons.
AUGUUAAUAUUUCGUCGUUUGUGCCUUUUUUUCGGGGGAGGAGGAAAAAUGGGAUUUUUUUGUUUUCAGUUUGGUAAAAGGAAUACGUCACCGGUGACGACGCAAUCAGGUGAAAGAAAUUCGGCAACGUUAAAUUCAUCAUCGGUGGCAUCGAAUUCAUCAGAAGAUGAAGACUGUAACGUAGAUGAUAACGUGGAUGAUGACGUGGAAUCAUCAGCGGGUAGCAUCGUAGACGUGGAAAGAGAUGGCGAAAGUAGAAGUCCGACACCAUCAUCGGACAUUGCAAAUAAUUUAAUAGAAAGUAGAAAAUUAGACGUGGGUUCAGCAAGGUUUAUGCUAGGAGAACCGACACCGGUCCCGCCCGUGCGUCCGACACCUUUCAGUGCUUUAGCAGCGGCAGCAGCCGCAUACAGCGCAGGUCUACAACAGCAUUCUGCGCCUGGUCCUUGGGCGGCCCUUAGUCAUUAUCCCGGAGCCUUGUUUCCUGGAGCUGGACUUCCACCGGGAGCUUUCGGUGGGGGUUUAACCGGAUCCUCCGUUCGUUCGUUGGCCUUUAAGUUUUUAAAAAAAAAUUUACGACAAAUCGAAUUUUAUAAAUAA